Messenger RNA from Orbilia oligospora ATCC 24927, 990 nucleotides. RefSeq lists its product as uncharacterized. Gene Ontology annotation, molecular function: rRNA binding. The record is from RefSeq and is a predicted model, not a curated record. Lineage: Eukaryota; Fungi; Ascomycota; Orbiliomycetes; Orbiliales; Orbiliaceae. Gene Ontology annotation, biological process: ribosomal large subunit assembly; maturation of LSU-rRNA from tricistronic rRNA transcript (SSU-rRNA, 5.8S rRNA, LSU-rRNA). Gene Ontology annotation, cellular component: nucleolus. The transcript is spliced from 3 exons. The coding region runs from base 1 to 990 and encodes 329 amino acids.
AUGCUUCAGACAGUAAAACCUAAGAACGCCCGUUCCAAACGAGCCCUUGAGGCCCGAGAACCAAAGCUCGUUGAGAACGAAAAAACUACUCUAUUUUUGCGAGGCACCAGUGCUAGCGGUGUCGUUCAAGACGCCCUUGGUGAUCUGCACUCCCUCAAAAAACCCCAAGCUAUCAAAUUCCAGAAGAAAAAUGCCGUCCACCCAUUCGAAGAUGCCUCAGCGCUCGAAUUUUUCAGUCGCAAAAAUGAUGCUUCCCUGAUGGUUUUCGCAUCGCAUUCCAAGAAACGACCUCAUAACCUCACUUUUGUCCGAUUUUUCGAAUACCAAAUUCUCGAUAUGGUUGAGCUAGGACUGGACGGGGAGACGUUUCGAAAGAUGCAAGAUUUCAAGAAUUCUAAAGCUGGAGUCGGCCUUAAACCCAUGAUUACCUUCUCCGGUGCCAUCUUUGAGAAUAAUCCAACUUAUUCUCAGAUGAAGUUGAUGUUUUUGGAUUUCUUCCACGGGAAUACUGUGCCUGAGGUUGACGUCGAGGCGCUUCAGUACACCAUUUCGAUAUCUGCCGCUGAUCCUACGGACGAGGAGCCAAAUCCCAAAAUUCAUCUUCGAUGUUACAUGCUUAAAACAGUUAGAUCCGGCCAUAAGCUACCGCGUGUGGAGUUGGAGGAAAUGGGUCCCAGGAUGGACUUUAAGAUUGGCAGAAUACAGGAGGCUAGCCCGGAUAUGAUGAAGGAAGCCAUGAAGAAACCAAAGGGUCAAGAGAUGAGGACCAAAAAGAACAUCUCUGUCGAUCCCAUGGGUGAUAAGAUUGGUAAGGUACAUGUGGAUAGACAAGAUUUGGGCAAGUUGCAGACAAGGAAGAUGAAGGGUUUGAAAAAGAGAGGUAGGGAUGAGAGCGAAGGUGAAAGAGAUAAUGAUGUCGAAAUGGAUGAUGACGAUGUUGAGAUGGGAGACAACGUUCCAGAAAUCUCGCCAAAGAGGGCAAGAGUCUGA